AUGUCGGCCGCUGAGGAGGCCAAGCAGCGAGGCAAUGAGCUGUUCAAAAACGCCAAGUACCGCGAAGCGGUGCAAGUAUACACAGAAGCCCUCGCACAUGAGCCCACAAGCGAUGUUCUUCUGCUGAACCGAUCCGCCGCGUACAUGGCACUCCAUGAAUAUGCCAAAGCAUUGGCCGACAGCGAGCGUGUCGUGCAACUACAAGCGGCAGAACCAAGUGCUAAGGCACUGCUGCGUCUAUCCAAAUGCCAGCUUGGAAGAGGAGAACCAGAGCAGGCUAUGCGAACGCUCACACCUUUGCUCGCCCACACGGCUGGGACUGAUGCCGAGCAAAAGCAAGCACAUGAUGUCGAUCUUCAGGCGCGUGAGCAUGCAGCGACACCUCACGACGAUCGAUGCAUACUGUCGUGA
Molecule: messenger RNA, 411 nt
Organism: Malassezia globosa CBS 7966
Lineage: Eukaryota; Fungi; Basidiomycota; Malasseziomycetes; Malasseziales; Malasseziaceae
Exons: 1
Coding region: 1-411 (136 amino acids)
Molecular function (GO): Hsp90 protein binding
Source: RefSeq, a predicted model, not a curated record